Messenger RNA from Boleophthalmus pectinirostris (great blue-spotted mudskipper), 953 nucleotides. It is a transcript of the gene nudt15, whose product is annotated as nudix (nucleoside diphosphate linked moiety X)-type motif 15. Lineage: Eukaryota; Metazoa; Chordata; Actinopteri; Gobiiformes; Gobiidae. Gene Ontology annotation, cellular component: cytosol. The record is from RefSeq and is a predicted model, not a curated record. Gene Ontology annotation, molecular function: 8-oxo-7,8-dihydrodeoxyguanosine triphosphate pyrophosphatase activity. The transcript is spliced from 3 exons. Bases 104 to 571 code for a protein of 155 amino acids. Gene Ontology annotation, biological process: dGTP catabolic process.
GCUUCACCUGAGUCCUGCAGCUUGACUCUGCGCCUGCGCAGUCUGCGGCCGCGCGCUUUUACACGUUUUUUUCUGCGCAUUUGUGACUAAACGUUUGCGCUCCAUGUGCACGGAGGCCGCGGUGAGAAGACCCGGCGUGGGGGUGGGAGUUCUGGUCACGGACUCGGAGCAUCCCGGCUGCGUUUUACUCGGAAAACGAAAAAACUCCACGGGUCACGGCAAAUAUCAACUUCCGGGAGGUCAUCUGGAGUUUGGAGAGUCGUGGGCGUCGUGCGCACAGAGAGAGGUUCUGGAGGAGGCCGGGGUCCAUUUAAAAUCCGUGCAUUAUGUUUUUGUGGUGAAUUCUGUGAAACUGGAGGAGAAUUAUCACUACGUCACACUGUUCAUGAGAGGAGAGCUGGACAGAGAGCGAUCAGACGAGCCUAGAAACAUGGAGCCGGACAAAAACGAGGGUUGGACGUGGACACAGUGGGAUUCUUUUCCUCCAGACGAGCAGCUGUUUUUGCCGCUGUCCGACAUCCGGAGACGAGGAUUCCAUCCUUUUAAAGACUCGCACACACAGACGAGCUGAACAUGAACAUACUGUAUGUCCAGGGAUUUGUUUUCGUGUUUUUUAUGUUUUUAGUACUUUUAUUAUUAUUAUUUAAAGUGUCAGCAUCAGUAAACGUUAGAUUCAAAUUUUCACAUUAGGGAGUUCCUUAACAUUUAACUAGUAAUAUUGUACACUGUGCCAAAACUCCUUGAACGUACACAGAAAUUAUAAUUUGACAAAUAAAAAUAUAAGAAAACACCUUUAUUUUGUUUAAAUAAUGUGAAAAAUAUCAGAAUAUGCUCUUUGUGAUACUCUCAGUGUGAUGUCAUCGAUGUCUGUCUAAAAUAAAACUCUCUACUUCAGGUUUUACAAAAAUUGCUUCUUGAUUUGUGUAAAACUAUGAUUUAUAUUUACAACAGGC